UAACAAAAUCUUAUUUUGGCACUAAUCAAAAAAAACUUUUGAGUUUUUUAUUUUAUUUUAUGACUGUUGUAGAUUUAUUAACGAACUUUUUGAGAAAAUAGAAGAGAAAAAAAUUCUUUUGUUUUUACAAAAAUGAAAAGGUUUAAAGAUUUAAAUCGAAAAAUAUUUUUUGAUAAAAGAAAAUAAGAAAAUAAUAGCUAAAUAAAAACCAACGUGAAUUUGGUCCAUAAUGUCAGAUGCUUAUAGAAAAUUGACUAGCAUUAAGACUGGAAAGAUGUCGCUCAGUGACGGCUAUUGUUUUAGUAAAUUCAGAACGAAACAGUCUAAACUAGUCACGUUCAAAGGAGAAAAAAAAAAACUUACUAUUGAUUUAGAAAGACAACAUAAGGAAACUAAUGAAAAUUUUGAAAAUGAUGUUAAAGUGAUUGUUAACAAUUACGAAAGACGAAUACAAUACCUCAGAAAACUGAUAGAAGAAUACGAAACAAACUCAGUUAAACAAGAAAAUUGUCUGAGUGCAAAAAAUGAAGAAAAUCUUACUUUAAAAAAUCAAGUUGAGGAACUAGAAAAAUUGCUUAAACUGCAAAAUAACAUUAAAAACCCUGUAAAUGAGUUUGUUGGAAAUGAUGAACCAAUACUAAAGCGUAGUGAUGUCGAAGAUGGCGGUGACAAUGACGGCGGUGAGAAAGAUAAGAUGAAUAAUGCCAACGCAAAUAGCAUGAGCGCGAAAGAAAUACAAGAUACAGAGUUACACAAAAACUGUCGUAAAGAAGUUUUAAAACUUUUGUCCGAAAUACGGCGUCAAAAAAGAUACUACGAACUGCAAAUUUUAAAAGAAAGAGAGGUUAUGCAAAACAUGUUACAAGAUGAGAAAAUGCAAUUUGAAAAAGUGGCAUUCAAGCACCUUAACAAUAAAAUAGAGAAAGAGCUGAAAAAAACUGAACUGUUAUGUACAGAAAAAAAAUACCUCCAAAAUACUAUAUCUGAUAUUAUUGUCGAGUCAGCAAUGAGUCGAAUAGAAAACUGCGAGAUAAAUGGUUGCUUGUGUCAACUCAUAAACUGCCCUGAAAUCUCAAAACAAAUCCCUGAUACACUUUGUAUUAAGCAAGAACUCGCUGGUGUUACUUCAUGUAAAUUAAUUGGUAAAUUAUUUGAAAGGCAGAAAGACUUGCUUUCUCAAGCGUAUAUGGAAAAGCUCAACCAAAAAAAAAAUAAGUUUAAGUUGCAAUUAAAAGACUUACACGAACAGUUACAAAUACUUCAAAAAGAAAAUGAAUACCUGAAGGAUUAUUAUUAUAAAGAAUGUAUUGAUGAGUUUAUGGGAAUUUGCGGUGAAUUUAGAGAAAAACUUUUUGCGAUUGAAAAUUACUUAGAUAAUAAACAUUUUAUUUUACAAGAUGCUGAACUAAAAGAAGACCAAUAAUUUUGUUCUGAAAAUUUAAUAUAUUACAGGCGUAACACAAUCAGUUUUUAAAUAAAGCAUUUAAUCUUACUUCCUAAUCGUUGAAAAAAGAUUAACAUUAAAGAUUAA
Molecule: messenger RNA, 1531 nt
Organism: Hydra vulgaris (swiftwater hydra)
Lineage: Eukaryota; Metazoa; Cnidaria; Hydrozoa; Anthoathecata; Hydridae
Source: RefSeq, a predicted model, not a curated record